Messenger RNA from Capsicum annuum, 692 nucleotides. RefSeq names its product 5-epiaristolochene synthase-like. Lineage: Eukaryota; Viridiplantae; Streptophyta; Magnoliopsida; Solanales; Solanaceae. The record is from RefSeq and is a predicted model, not a curated record. Gene Ontology annotation, molecular function: magnesium ion binding; terpene synthase activity.
UGCUACUUUUGGGCAUUAGGAGUAUAUUAUGAGCCUCAAUAUUCUCAAGCUCGUGUCAUGCUAGUUAAGACCAUAGCAAUGAUUUCGAUUGUGGAUGACACCUACGAUGCUUAUGGUACAGUUGACGAACUUGCCAUAUACACGGAUGUCAUACAAAGAUGGGAUAUUAAAGAAAUUGAUAGUCUGCCUGAUUACAUGAAAAUCAGUUACAAAGCUCUUCUAGAUCUUUACAAGGACUAUGAAAAGGAAAUGUCUAGAGAUGGAAGAUCUCACGUUGUUUAUUACGCAAAAGAAAGACUGAAAGAAUUGGUAAAAAGUUAUAAUAUUGAGGCAAAAUGGUUUAUUGAAGGACAUAUGCCACCUGCUUCUGAAUACUUGCGCAAUGCAUUUGUAACUACUACUUACUACUAUCUUGCCACAACAUCGUAUUUGGGAAUGAAGUACGCUAAGGAGCAAGAAUUUGAGUGGUUGUCGAAAAAUCCUAAAAUUCUUGAAGGUUGUGUGAGGAUAUGCCGAGUUAUUGAUGACAUAGCUACAUACGAGGUAGAGAAAAAUAGGGGACAACUUUCAACAGGAAUUGAAUGCUACAUGAGAGAUUAUAGUGUAUCGACAAAAGAGGCAAUGGCUAAAUUUCAAGAAAUGGGUGAGUCAGGAUGGAAGGAUAUUAAUGAAGGAAUGCUUAGGCCGACUCC